UUUAGUCGGGUAAUUUUCUCAAACACCAUCAAGACCUCAAACCAGAAACAUCCGAGAACGGACUGUCCGCCCGUAGUAGCAUUUGUUAAUAACGUGUGCGGCUAAGGUUUUCAUAUCGGGUUUUUUUUUUUUUUCAAUGGAUUUUUCUACGUAAUGUGCAGUGUAUGUUGGUUGAAUUAUUCAUGUACAUAAGCAGGUGAUCGAUUCGACCGUCCGUCCAGUGUUCGGUGUGCCUCGUUAACGUGGGCGAGAACGUCAGGUCUUUGGGAUUUCACGCAAGCCGACCGACAGUUUGAAAUCGCGAAAAAAGCGAGCGACGGUGGCAGGACAGUGUUGACCGUCGACGGUCGUCGACUUGUCGUUUUCCUCGUUUCGUUAAACAUGCCAGUUGAGUGUACAGUGUUCGAAAGACGGGGUCGUUGCAUCGACGACCAGUAGUGGGUCAUGGAUCUCACGGUUGCUACGAAAAGCGCGCUUCGCUAUGUGCGACGAUCGGAUGACGUAAAAGCUCGUCUGUAGAUCAGACAGGUGAAAAGUUUCUUCCGGAUCCCGGGGUGAGGACUUUCGAUCGGAGUGUUAUCAGUUUUCGAUUAGGACAACGGUGUGGUUACAGAAAUUUUUCGAGACAAGUUCAGAGAGCGCUCGUUUAAGGGGUGGACGAAUCGGAGCCAAUGGUAGCUUUCGAUCGACACGAUUCGUUCCAGGAUGUAGAACUAUCCAGUCAGCGUUCAUCCGGGUGCUGGAACCGAAUCGUCAUCAGAACCCGCGGGCAAACGAUGUCCUCGAGCUCGCCGGUCGUUCAGUAGAAAGAAAGGGGACUCUCUUUAUCGUUGGAUGAAGCUUUGGUAAAACGAGCGAUAUCCCGUAUCUCCGAAACCUGGCAGCGAUACCCGUACGAUGAUGCCGCUCGCCCCGACGCCGAUAGUCGCGGUGCCGUCAAAACCGAAAAUCGGCUUCAGCAUAGACUCCAUAGUGGGCGGAGGUCGCGACAACGAGCGUCUGAAUCGCUUGCACGAUGACCACCAUCACCACCGUCAUCAGCGCGUCGAACUGGACAGGGACGUCGGCAGUCCCAUGGAGGUCGAGGGCUCGGCGUCCCCCGUGCCCGUACGGCAAACCUCCAGACAAAUAUCCCUUCAAUCGCCCGGCGGACAUUCCGAGGGUUCCGACAGGCCCGUCUCCAGAAGUUCAUCCGUUGAAUCUUACCCUACGUCGCGUCACACGCCGUCGCACAACGGUCAUCCCUUGGGACUGACUCAUCAUUUGCAAGAAUUUAACAGGACAACCUCCCACAGUCACAGCGGGGGUUCGACACCGAACAACAGUCCGAGUCCGCCGCACCGAAUAUCGCGCGAUUCACCGGUCGGCGGACACCCCCAGCCGCCGCCGGGGGUCGUGAGACCGAGCCCGAACUAUCUGGGUCCGCCGCCGGGGGCGGCGGCGGCCGCUGUGGCCGCCGCGGAGCAGUUGAAAUCGCUGUACGGACUGCCGGGUGCCGGACACCCCGGAGGCCCGGGUGCCACGCAGGCCGGACAGAACGAGUAUCACUCGCAGCAACUGGCCUUGGCCGCAAAUUUGGCGGCCGCGCAGCAUUUUCAGGCGGCAAAUUUGGCCGUCGCCCUGCAGGCUCAUCACGGCGCCUCGCCGCACGGUCCGCCGCACGGACCCUACACCCAUCCGGGACCUCCGGGAGGACCCCAUCCGCCCCCGCAUCCCCAUCAACCUCCGAGAGACAGCUACCCCCUUUAUCCGUGGCUAUUGUCGAGGCACGGGAGAAUUUUUCCGCACAGGUUUCCCGGGGGACCAGAUAUCCCGGGUUUUCUCUUACAACCGUUCAGAAAACCGAAAAGGAUCAGAACGGCGUUCAGUCCCAGUCAACUUUUGAAACUGGAGCACGCUUUCGAAAAAAAUCACUACGUCGUUGGAGCCGAGAGGAAACAAUUGGCCCAAGCCUUGUCGCUGACGGAAACUCAGGUGAAGGUGUGGUUUCAGAACCGGAGAACGAAGCACAAGAGAAUGCAGCAGGAGGAGGAAGCUAAAGCGCAGCAACAAUCGGGCGGCGGUAACGGUAAUAACGGUGCGAAUAAAAACACCCAUCAUGUAAGUAAAUGGCAACAAGAGACCGGCGAUUACCACCAAGACGAGGACGAGCACAUCGACCCCGAAGCGGACGAAUGUUCAAGCGGUUCCGAAGCGUAGCUGGACAUUCUGCGUCUGGAUUAAACGAACGAUCCGGGGAAAUGAUGCGAAACUCGUUUUUUUUUUUCUCCGUCCGAAGCGAAAAUCUCUACACAAAAACGCCGCGCGAUCCGAUUCGGUUUUUCUGAAAUUUUUCUCCGUCAUUUUUCAACGACGAAGAAUCGAAAAGAAGAAGAAGGAGAGCGAACGUGAAUUAAUUAUUCGCGGUGUCGUCGAUAGUUCCUUAAAACAUCGUCGCGACGAUCGGCGCAAAUUGUUAAAAAUAAAAUCAUGAGCGUAAUUCCGUAGAGUGGAGGGACAAUUGGGGUGUGCAAAGGAAGAGGACGACGCCCUCCCGAAAAUAUCGGACAAACUUUUCCGACGUUUUUCAUCGUCCCGUGAGUAUAUAUAUAUAAUAUAUAUAUAUGAUAAAGAAUUAAAUGGUAAAAGAUGAACAACGCGAAGCUAAAUGAUCGCGUGUUUCCGCCGGAAAUGGUGACUCCCCGCGGACCAGAGACGAAAUAGUAUAAUGAUUAUACGUCCCUCGCGGAAAAGAUAUAAAAAGAAAAAAAAAAAAAAACAAAGUUUAAAAAUCUACGAUAUUAUCUGGUAUGCGGUCUCGAAUUUUUUUGCGUCCCAGGACGCGGGCUGCGUAAAAAAAAAUGUCGGCGAGGACCUCCGCGUCUUCGCGAUAACGAGACGAAAAAUGAAAAAAAAUUACGACGAAGUAUAAACUGUGAAAUGAAAAAAAAACAAAAAAAUGGACGAACAAUUUCGCGAUCCGAAAAUCGACCUCGUCGAUUCCGAUUUUGCGGUACGCCGUUUUAAAUUAUUAUUAAAUUAAUGAAUAAAUGAAUAUAAAUACCUAUUAAAUAUAUUAAACUGAAUAGUAGUCGUUUUAAAAUAUACACACAUAUUGAUACGAUAUCUUGCCAUGUUUUUUUCGCCAUAAUUUAAAAAUUUUCAAAACCAUCAAAAAAUGAAGGGAGAUCAUUUAACUCGUGAAACUUUUGACGAAAAUUGAAUCGAAUCGAAGAAGAAGCAAAAUAGAAAUCAAAAUUGCAAACGAAUACCCUGAUUUAAUUGAAUAUAUUUAAACGAUGCGUGGGUGUAUUAACGAUAUUAUUGUAAAUAGUUAUAAAUAUUACGAACACACGAAUCUAUACAUGAUAAAUAUAAAAAGAAAAGGAAAAAAACGAAACAAACAUAUUGAAUAUUAUAUGAACUGUGAGUGCCAAACUUAAUACUUUAAACCCAGUGUACCAGAUAUGUAUAAUUUAUAAGUUAAUUAUUGUUAAUUUAAAUUGUAACAGUAUUCUUUAAUGUUAUUAGUAUUAUUAUCAUUAUUAUGAUCAACAUCAAUAUUAUUUUUAUUUGUAUAUCAUUAUCAUUAUUAUUAUUAUUAUUAUUAUUCGAUGUCUGAGAUGUACUAAAUUAAAUUAUUAGAAAACGAUGAUCGUUCGAAAGCCAAAAAUAAUAUUGAUUGGGGAAUAUAUUAUAUUAGGUGUGCAGUAUAUAAGGUAUAUAUUGUGACUUUUUUCAUACAUAUGCACGACGUAUAUACAUUUACUUACGAGUAUACAGGGCAGUUUCCGGUCCACGAUUCACAUCGAAUAUAAGUGUACCUCGUUUAGGCCUAAUUUUGACCGAUUUUCGUUGUAAUUUUUCAUUCAUAGCAAAAUUCAUUCGUCAAUCAAUUUCAACCUCGUCGAUUGAUUAACGUCAGCGAUAUGUGAAUUGGUAAAAAUUUUUGCCAAAUUAUUAUUAAUGAAAUAGAAAAUCGCAACGUACGCUUCAAAUAUGGCCUAUAAUUAGCCGCAAUUAUAUACGGGACCGGUGAUUUCUCUGUAGCAAAAAAUACGCAGAUGUAUAUACGCGUAUUUGUAUGUGGUAUGUAUAUAUAUAUAUAAACUUAUAUAUGAGAAAUUAUAUGUAUAUAUAUAUAUCAUACAUAUGAAUAAUAUGUGUGUGUAAUGUAUGCUGAUUACGACCCUACGAUAUAAUAUAUCUAUAAAUAAUAUUUACAACUAUUCCGAUCUUUAUAUAUUGCGGUAAAUGAUAACGAAUAUAUAUAAUUUAUUGUAUAUAAUUUGUAAAUAAUAAAUGUGAUUUCACUCGACGUACGAAGUAUGUAUAUACAUGUAUAUGUAUACGUAUAUAUAUACAAAUACAAAUAAUAUUAAAAAUA
Molecule: messenger RNA, 4366 nt
Organism: Athalia rosae (coleseed sawfly)
Lineage: Eukaryota; Metazoa; Arthropoda; Insecta; Hymenoptera; Athaliidae
Product: homeotic protein empty spiracles-like
Exons: 3
Coding region: 898-2199 (433 amino acids)
Biological process (GO): brain development; central nervous system development; regulation of DNA-templated transcription
Molecular function (GO): DNA binding; DNA-binding transcription factor activity, RNA polymerase II-specific
Source: RefSeq, a predicted model, not a curated record